Mycena indigotica is the source of this 996-nucleotide messenger RNA. RefSeq lists its product as uncharacterized. The transcript has 3 exons. The record is from RefSeq and is a predicted model, not a curated record. Gene Ontology annotation, biological process: TOR signaling. NCBI's taxonomy places the organism in Eukaryota, Fungi, Basidiomycota, Agaricomycetes, Agaricales, Mycenaceae. Bases 1 to 996 code for a protein of 331 amino acids. Gene Ontology annotation, cellular component: cytosol.
AUGACCACACCAGUCACAAUGGACUCCGCUGUAGCAGUCCCGGUCCACAGACUGCUCGAAUCGCCCACAACACGCGCUAUAGAGAUCUUUGACUGGAUAAUCACCGUUUCGACGAACCCCAUCUCCAAUUCGCGUGAUUGCGAUGCGCUACACGCAGCACUCGGCAUUCCACUGCCUGAAAUGACAUUUGGCAGCAACUUUUUGAAGAUGGAGCAUAAGCCGUCGAGGUGGGGCCUCGAGUUUGCGACGUUGGAUGCGCUGAGGGAAGUAAGAAAUGGAGAGUUGAGGGAGGGCGAUGGCGGCGUGAAGGUUGAGCAUUCUGAGGCUUGGCUAAAGAGCAGGACAGACUCAUCUUCGACACUCCCGAUGCCGAAAACGGUGCCCACGAAGCCAUACGAUUGGACUUACACAACAACUUAUGCCGGCCAUCCAAGAGUUUGGACUCCAGAAACAGAAGAAACUCUAUCUGAAGCAGGAUCGCGCUCUACGACACCUGUUGCAAUUGAGGAGCCUCGUGAAUGGCAAUGGGCUCCAGCCGAUUCGAAUGACUCAUCACACGCUAUACCACUUGCGACACUCUCCCGGCCAGACCCAAUCUUAUUCUACGCCGAAGUCCCACUUUUCGAAGACGAGCUGCACGAUAAUGGCGCUGCACACCUGCUGAUCAGAGUACGGGUCAUGCCGACAUGUUUUUUCGUACUGGCGAGGUUUACGCUGAGGGUGGAUGGAGUGCUGUUCAGGAUAAGAGACACAAGGGUCUUCCACGAGUUCGGAACUGGUGUUCCGCUGGUGGUAAGGGAAUCAAGUGGUUGGGAGGCAGAGUAUAGCAAAAUAAAAGGCGCGCUUACACGAAGGGACGACCUAUCCCCUCUGACAGACUCCAACUUCAUUGCCAAAGUCCUCACGGGCAUGCCACGAGAGACAUCACAAGUAACUGGGGCAAAGACUGGGUGGCGCGGCCUUGGGACGACUACUGAGGUCGCUAUUCUUGGUUAA